Molecule: messenger RNA, 1231 nt
Organism: Fragaria vesca subsp. vesca
Lineage: Eukaryota; Viridiplantae; Streptophyta; Magnoliopsida; Rosales; Rosaceae
Product: macrophage migration inhibitory factor homolog
Exons: 3
Coding region: 222-569 (115 amino acids)
Molecular function (GO): phenylpyruvate tautomerase activity
Source: RefSeq, a predicted model, not a curated record
GGACCAGGAUAGCAGAAGAAGCCAAGACAAGAAUUAAACCAGCACCGUUGUUAGUGAAGAAGACAACACUCUCAGCUCCUCUUUCUUCUCCUAACUAUAUACCGGUGUUAUCUGCAAGCUGCUAUUUUGAAACCACCCAUUCUUAAACAAAAGCUUUCUUCUUCUUCUUCCUCUCCUCUGCUCUCAAAUAUUUGAGUUCAAAAGAAACCCAAAACAAAAAAAUGCCGACGCUGAACCUGUUCACGAAUGUUCCGGUCGACGCAGUGAUAGUCUCCGACAUUCUCAGGGACGCAACCAAAGCCGUCGCCAAAAUCAUUGGCAAACCCGAGUCCUAUGUGAUGAUUUUGCUCAAUGGGAGCGUGCCGAUUGCGUUUGCGGGCACGGAAGAGCCGGCUGCGUAUGGGGAAUUGAUCUCCAUUGGGGGCAUUGGACCCAGUGUUAAUGGGAAGCUGAGUUCAACUAUUGCAGAGAUUCUGGAAACCAAGCUUUCCAUAGAAAGCUCUCGCUUCUACAUCAAAUUCUAUGACGUUCAGCGGCCAUUCUUUGGCUUUAAUGGCUCAACAUUCUGAUCACAACUGUGUGGGGACUGUUUGAAGACUGGCUUGCUAUUGGCUUACUCUUUCCCUCAGUAAUUCUCGCUAAGAUGAAACAAGUCUGUUAAGAGUACUGUUCGAUGUGAUUAUUUAACAUUUAUCUUUAUGAAAAAGAGUUCAUCUGAGAUUCUGAGCUUCAUUAUUUACUAGUUGCCGUGGUGACAUUUGAUGAAGAGGAAAGUGUUGAAACAGGAGGCCUUGAGUCAACACUUGCUUGCAACUAUCAUAGAAUGAGAAAUGUUCUCAGUUCUCACAUUCCAAGAUUUAAUGGUCGUCAUGCUCACUCUUUCUAACAUGGAGGAUUGAUAUUAAAGAGCAAAUGUUUCUUCAAAUGCUGGAACUGGAAUCAGAUUCGGAAGCAACAUAUUAAAUUCGAUUUAGGUUUGUAAUUCUGAACUAUCAUUAGCAGACAGACCCAACAACAAAACUCUGUUCGGUUGUAACGACAUGGGGUCCCAAAGAUGAUGAUCUUCUUGCUGUGCUGAAGCUUCUACAGUCACAAAAUCAUUAGCAGCUGGAGCUGAUACAAGGAGAUGACGUUCACGGCUGGGGGGAAGAGCAAAAUACCUUACUUUAGGCAACCUACCUUGGUGUGUUCUAAUUCUUUCAGUACUAUCAAAGUUUUGCCUUACCUUUCC